GACUUGCCUCGAAUAUAAUAAGGCAGCUCACGUGAUUAAAUACACGGUCACGUGACCGUAACUUGAGCCAAAAUGGCGGCGAAUGGAGGAGAAGCUGGCGCUCCAAGUGACGCUAGCGAAGAUCUUUUUCAGACGUUUUAUUCAGAGGUGAAACAAAUUGAGAAGAGAGACUCUGUUUUCACCCCAAAACAGCAGAUAGAGAGGUUGCUAAGACCCGGGGCGUCUUAUUUUAACCUGAAUCCAUUCGAGGUGUUGCAGAUCGACCCAGACGCAACAGAUGAAGAGAUAAAGAAGCGGUUUCGGCAGCUGUCAUUCCUGGUUCAUCCUGACAAGAACCAGGAUGAUGCAGACAGGGCUCAGAAAGCUUUCGAAGCCGUGGAUAAGGCAUACCGUUUGCUGCUAGACCAAGAGCAGAAGAAACGUGCUGUUGACGUGAUUCAUGCAGGAAAGGAGUACAUCGAGCACAUGAUGAGUCAGAAGCGAAAGCAACUGAAGAAAGAUGGAAAGUCCACAGUGCUGGAGGAAGACGACCCCGAAGUGUUCAAGCAGGCCGUCUACAAGCAGACGAUGAAGUUGUUUGCAGAGCUGGAGAUCAAGAGGAAGGAAAGAGAAGCUAAGGAGAUGCAUGAGAGGAAGAGACAACGGGAGGAAGAGAUCGAGACGCAGGAGAAGGCGAAGAGGGAGAGGGAGUGGCAGAAGCACUUUGAGGAAUCGCGGGAUGGGCGAGUGGACAGCUGGAGAAACUUCCAGGCCAAAGGCAAGACCAAGAAGGAGAAGAACACCAGAACCUUCCUAAAGCCACCCAAAGUGAAGAUGGAGCAGAGGGAGUGACUUCCAGGCCUGGGGUUGGUGCGGGCGGUGGUGUGUGGGGGGGGGGGGGAGGAGGGGGCAGUGUUAGUGUUGUCAGGGUGAUGUCAAGCUGAGAGACAUUCUACAGCAUCAGGUUAACCUAUGGGAAGUAUUCUUCUGUUACCUGUGGUAAAUUCCUUCAGAUAAACCUGGUGUAGCUCAGUCUCCAGUGUUUUACUUUACAAAUAUUUAUACUCUGCCAUCCGUCUACCUUUUCGUUCAGCUGACUACACAGAAUGGUAAAUGUAAAACAGUCUUGUUUGUGUAAGUAUCCAGUUUUUUUUUUUUUUUCCUUUUUUUAAAACCGUGUUUAACCACACACCUGCCGCUGUGGCGGACCACACUGUCAUAAGAUGCCAAACACGGUUCAAUGGUAGGGAUCGCCCUCGAUUUGUUUGUUUUUUUUUUUUUUUUUUUUUUUUAAUAAAUAAUGUAUGUACAGUCUACCUUCAUUCGUAGUUCUUUCACUGAAUUCUGCUCUCUUUCCCAGUCCCUCUUCCAUUGUGUCUUGAUCCCUUAAGGAUGUACAGUCUUUGAACCCUCUAACCAGUGUAUAUACCUGGUCCCAGCGGAGCUGUUCUCUGCCUCCUCCCACUUAGCACAGGGUAGUAGCAGGAACAUUAGACCAAAUGGACUUUACUCUGUAGCUGUCUGGCAUUUUCCUACCUGAUGUGGUUACCAACAGUAUGUUAUUGACUUUUUCCCCUUCCUAGUUUUUGUCUGCAGAUUCUGUAACAAUAAAGAUACAAAAUCCUUUCUUAA
Molecule: messenger RNA, 1611 nt
Organism: Brienomyrus brachyistius
Lineage: Eukaryota; Metazoa; Chordata; Actinopteri; Osteoglossiformes; Mormyridae
Product: dnaJ homolog subfamily C member 8-like
Exons: 9
Coding region: 73-831 (252 amino acids)
Cellular component (GO): nucleus
Source: RefSeq, a predicted model, not a curated record